AUGUCCUCAAUUGACCAAGUCGGAAUACAAAUUGCCCUCACUCAAGCGCGAAAAAGCUUCAACGAAGGCGGAAUUCCAAUCGGAUGCUCACUGCUCAGCGUUAAUGGUGCGAUUCUGGGUGCAGGCCACAAUCAAAGGAUACAGAAAUCAUCUCCGACUCUUCAUGGGGAGAUCGCUGCACUCGAAGAUGCUGGAAGGUUGAAGGCGGGGGUGUACAGAGACGCCACGAUUACUAAGAAAUCAUCUAGUCCUUGCAGCAUGUGCACCGGUGCGAUUUUGCUGUACAAGAUCCCGCGUGUGGUCAUUGGAGAAAACAAGACAUUUUCAAUGGGAGGAGAGGAUCUGCUGAGAAGCCACGGCGUAGAAGUUGUGGUCCUCGAUAAUGAGGAAUGUAAGGAACUAAUGGCAAAAUUCAUUAGUGAAAAACCAGAGGUAUGUCGCAAGUUGGAUCAAUACAAAUCAGCAUCUGACUUUUUUAUUUUCAGGAAUGGAAUGAAGAUAUCGGAGAAGAAUAAAUGCUACUACUUUUUUUUUUCUGUGCAUCCUCGCAAACCCGGGUACACAUUAUACCUCCAGGGUCAGCACUCCGACUUCGAAAUUGACGCGUUGAACCAGCGCUUUCGACAGGCCUGUUUUAGUCGUUUUCUCGCUUCAUCCACGCUCAAGCAUGUAUACCCUAUAGCCCGCCUAUACAUCCUACCAGCUUAUCGAUUAUCUCUCUAA
This is a messenger RNA of Lentinula edodes (shiitake mushroom), 723 nucleotides long. Its product is annotated as cytidine deaminase-like protein. The transcript has 2 exons. Gene Ontology annotation, molecular function: zinc ion binding; diaminohydroxyphosphoribosylaminopyrimidine deaminase activity. The record is from RefSeq and is a predicted model, not a curated record. Gene Ontology annotation, cellular component: nucleus; cytoplasm. The coding region runs from base 1 to 723 and encodes 240 amino acids. Lineage: Eukaryota; Fungi; Basidiomycota; Agaricomycetes; Agaricales; Omphalotaceae.